CGGGCGCGAGCCGGGCUCUCGCUGCACCACAUUCAUCGUCUGCCAAGAGGAGCCGCCGGGCGCUCGCAGGCUCGGCGCGCGCUGCCCGCGGAAGAGCCGGCCGCCGCGCCCCCCGCCGCCUGGAGCCAUGGCCUCGCUCGGCCAGCCCUCCGCCUUCGGCCGGGCCACCCACGUCGUGGUGCGGGCGCUGCCCGAGUCGCUCGGCCAGCACGCGCUGAGGCGCACCAAGGGCGAGGAGGUGGAUUUCGCCCGCGCCGAGCGGCAGCACGAGCUCUACGUGGGCGUGCUGGGCAGUAAGCUGGGGCUGCAGGUGGUGCAGCUGCCGGCCGACGAGAGCCUCCCGGACUGCGUGUUCGUGGAGGACGUGGCCGUGGUGUGCGAGGAGACGGCCCUCCUUACCCGCCCCGGGGCGCCGAGCCGGAGGAAGGAGGCUUUGGGAAGUUUAUUCCAUCAUUCAGUGAUUUCACAUCCUUUUAUACACAUUUAUGAAAAAAGGCUUCCUUUCUGAAGACAGAGUUUCAGCUCAGCAACUGCUUAUCCCUCUAUCCCUCAUCCAUGAGGCCAGCCCAGAAACCUCCCCCA
This is a messenger RNA of Hippopotamus amphibius kiboko, 582 nucleotides long. RefSeq names its product N(G),N(G)-dimethylarginine dimethylaminohydrolase 1-like. The coding region runs from base 128 to 508 and encodes 126 amino acids. Gene Ontology annotation, biological process: arginine metabolic process; positive regulation of nitric oxide biosynthetic process. Gene Ontology annotation, molecular function: amino acid binding; dimethylargininase activity. The transcript is spliced from 2 exons. Lineage: Eukaryota; Metazoa; Chordata; Mammalia; Artiodactyla; Hippopotamidae. The record is from RefSeq and is a predicted model, not a curated record.